Molecule: messenger RNA, 1623 nt
Organism: Paralichthys olivaceus (Japanese flounder)
Lineage: Eukaryota; Metazoa; Chordata; Actinopteri; Pleuronectiformes; Paralichthyidae
Source: RefSeq, a predicted model, not a curated record
GAGCAGUAAACAACAAUGGUAAAGGAAAAGAUCCACAUCAACAUCGUGGUCAUCGGCCAUGUCGACUCCGGAAAGUCCACCACCACCGGGCACUUGAUCUACAAGUGCGGAGGAAUCGAGAAGAGAACCAUCGAGAAGUUCGAGAAGGAAGCUGCCGAGAUGGGCAAAGGCUCCUUCAAGUACGCCUGGGUGCUGGACAAACUGAAGGCCGAGCGUGAGCGUGGUAUCACCAUCGACAUCGCUCUGUGGAAGUUUGAGACUGACAAGUACUGUGUUACCAUCAUUGACGCUCCUGGACACAGGGACUUCAUCAAGAACAUGAUCACUGGAACCUCUCAGGCUGACUGUGCCGUGCUGAUUGUUGCUGCUGGUACCGGUGAGUUCGAGGCUGGUAUCUCCAAAAAUGGCCAGACCCGUGAGCACGCCCUGCUGGCCUUCACACUCGGUGUGAAGCAGCUCAUUGUUGGUAUCAACAAGAUGGACAACACUGAGCCCCCUUACAGCCGGACGCGUUUUGAGGAGAUCAAGAAAGAAGUUGGCACCUACAUCAAGAAAAUUGGCUACAACCCCAACGCUGUUGCCUUCGUCCCCAUCUCUGGUUGGCACGGAGACAACAUGAUUGAAACCAGUGAAAAGAUGAACUGGUACAAGGGAUGGGCGAUUGAGCGCAAGGAGGGUAAUGCCAAUGGAACCACACUGCUGGAUGCUCUGGACUCCAUCCUGCCACCUUCCCGCCCCACUGACAAGCCCCUMCGUGUGCCCCUGCAGGACGUCUACAAAAUCGGGGGUAUUGGAACUGUCCCCGUCGGUCGUGUUGAGACUGGUAUCCUGAAGCCUGGUAUGAUCGUCACUUUUGCUCCCCCCAACCUGACCACUGAGGUCAAGACAGUGGAGAUGCACCACGAGUCUCUGGCUGAAGCCAUACCCGGUGACAACGUUGGCUUUAACGUCAAGAACGUGUCUAUAAAAGACAUCCGUCGAGGUUUCGUGGCGGGCAACAGCAAGAAUGACCCUCCGAUGGCAGCUGCGAGCUUCAAAGCCCAGGUCAUCAUCCUGAACCACCCCGGCCAGAUCAGCGAUGGUUACAGCCCAGUGCUGGAUUGCCACACAGCUCACAUCGCCUGCAAAUUCAAGGAACUUGUGGAGAAGAUCGACCGUCGGUCUGGUAAGAAGCUCGAAGAUACCCCCAAGUUUGUGAAGUCUGGAGAUGCUGCCAUUGUCCUCAUGGUGCCUUCAAAACCCAUGGUUGUUGAGGCCUUCAGCGAUUAUGCCCCACUGGGUCGCUUUGCUGUGCGAGACAUGAGGCAAACCGUGGCCGUCGGUGUCAUCAAGUCUGUGGAGAAGCAGAUCGGCAACACUGCAAAGGUCACCAAGUCUGCACAGAAGGCCGACAAGAAGAAAUGAAUUCUCAUUCAGGACGUCCAACAAGAUGUCACAUCUCAGCAGCAGCGGGCUGCCCCAUCCCUUCUCUUUCCUUGCCACCCAAGACCGCCUUCUCUUAGGCAGAGCUCUCUGCUCAAGGACUGGCUUAUGCUGAUUAAAACCCAUCGUAAAAAUUUCCGCAGGAAAGGAAGGCAUGUGCCUUUUAGGAAAUACUGUGACAGUGAUUAACUGACAAUAAAA